CGGGAGAACCCGGAGGCUGGCCCGGGGCUGGCUGCAAGGCGUGGCUUGGAGGCAGGCCUCCGUAGGCUGCUCCUCGCCGCCGGUCCUCCCGGAGGUUCCCCCGCUCCCCGUGGUUUGGGGCUGCUUUCUUCUCUUCCCCGACGACGCCCCCCGUUUCGACUCAGAUCAGCCACUGGCCAUCCAGCCCGCUGGACCUCCGGCUUCGCGGGGCCCAGCCUUCGCCCAGGAGGACGAGCCGGUGAUGUGGGCGCGAGCUCCCGUGGCCCCACGCGCGAUGGGGGCGGAGGCAGGGGUGGGGCCGCGGAGUCGGGCUCGAGUUUAGGGCGCUUUCCCAACCCCUUCCCGCAUGCAGGCUGCAGGAGCUCCCCGUAACCACCCACACUCCGUGGACCUGCGGGAGCUGGAGCCGGGGAGCGGCGGGAAGGGUCCAGCGGCCUCCUCGAGCCCACCGUAGCGGAGGAAGUUUCGAGGAAAUGAAUGAAGUGACCUCAAAGUGACCCAAGAUGAGAGGAGAGGAGGCAAGGCAGAGAAGGAAAGAAGGGCAGCUGGGGAGUGAGGAGCAGCUUCUGUCCAGAGGGGAGAGCCCAGGGCAUCUCCCAGCUCAAGAUGUGCCAUGGACCUCCCAGAAGAGAUAUCCAUUCGAGAACGAAAAGCCUCUGGAAGAGACAACUUUGACCAUCUUCCUCCAGGUGCUCAUUCCAUUUGUGCUUGCAGGUGUGGGAAUGACCUUGGCUGGAAUAGUUUUGAAUUUUGUUAAGGCUAACACUGGGGUCAUUGAUAACCCUCAGGAGCAGCAAAAAAUGAUCCUUGGUAACCUCGCUUUGGUUCAGGUGCAGGCCACAGUUGUAGGGCUACUGGCUGCUCUCGUCGCCCUUGUGCUGGAAUUCAUCUCUGGACAAAAAGUUGAAUUGUCUCACAUCGGAGUCCUGUGUGCCAGCAGUGUGGUCACGGCCUUUGUGGCUGCCUUUUUCUUAGGAGUAACAAUGAUUGGUGUUAUAUUGACUGCUCGGAAGAUGGGGAUCAACCCAGACAACAUUGCCACCCCCAUUGCAGCCAUGCUUGGAGAUGUCAUAGCCCUGAGCAUUCUGGCAGUCACUAGCAGUGUCUUCUACAAAUACAUAGAAAAAUAUUACAUCUUCCUAGGGAUCUGUCUAUUCUUCUUUGCCCUGACCCCAGUGUGGAUUAUCAUAGUAAGUCAGAGCCCCAGCAUCCUCCAAGUCCUGAAGACAGGCUGGUAUCCCAUCAUCAUAUCCAUGUUCAUCAGCAGUCUGGGUGGGCUCAUCUUCAGUAAAGCCAUCAGUGAAAAGGACUUCAAAGGGAUGGCGUUCUUCACUCCAGUGGUGAAUGGUGUUGGUGGCAACCUGGUGUCUAUUCAAGUCAGCCGGAUCUCUACAUACCUGUAUUCCUGGAGUACCCUUGGAGUCCUGCCAUACACUAUGAAGAGCUUCUUGCCUAAUCCAUGCACCACUUUCUGCUCUUCAGAAAUCAACUCUGUGUCUGCCCGAGUCCUGCUGCUCCUGGUGGUCCCCGGCCACCUCAUAUUUCUCUUCAUUAUUCACCUGAAAGAGGGAAAUGAGAUCGGGCUGAAUCCUCUGUUUGUGGUGAUGUAUCUGAUUGGUUCGUUUGCCCAGGUAAAGAUUUGGGGGAAUAAGACUUGGGAAAAAGAUGUGAGGCUUGGGGAGGGGGAGAGUGGCACUACAGGCUCCGUGUGA
Gracilinanus agilis (Agile Gracile Mouse Opossum) is the source of this 1712-nucleotide messenger RNA. RefSeq names its product solute carrier family 41 member 3 (gene SLC41A3). The transcript has 9 exons. Lineage: Eukaryota; Metazoa; Chordata; Mammalia; Didelphimorphia; Didelphidae. The record is from RefSeq and is a predicted model, not a curated record. Bases 504 to 1712 code for a protein of 402 amino acids. Gene Ontology annotation, cellular component: plasma membrane. Gene Ontology annotation, biological process: monoatomic cation transport. Gene Ontology annotation, molecular function: monoatomic cation transmembrane transporter activity.